CUGUGCUCGCUGCCCCUCUGCACCCUACGCCGCCCAGUGCUGGCACCGCUGUGCACUCCACGUGGCUACAGCGGGGCCUCGCUGGGCGACUCGGGGAAGGACAUGCUGGAGAUCCCACUGCCUCCCUGGAAGGAGCGCCCCAAUGAGCCACUGCCCACCAAGAGAGCGCGUCUGCUGUACGAGAGCAGGAAGAGGGGCAUGCUUGAGAACUGCAUCCUGCUCAGCCUUUUUGCUAAGGAGAACUUGAGCCGCAUGGAUGAGAGGCAGCUGAACCUCUAUGACCGCCUCAUCAAUGAGCCCAGCAACGACUGGGAUAUCUACUACUGGGCCACGGAAGCCAAGCCCACGCCGGCUGUGUUUGACAAUGAGGUGAUGGCCAUGCUGAAGGAGCUUGCUAAGAACAAGAAGAAGGAGCAGAGACUGCGGCAGCCGGACCUGGAGUACCUCUUUGAGUCCCCAAACUGACAGCUCCUCCCUCGGACUCUCAGGGCUCGACAAAUAAAGCUGUGGCUGCUAGCUCCUGGUA
This is a messenger RNA of Numida meleagris (helmeted guineafowl), 526 nucleotides long. RefSeq names its product succinate dehydrogenase complex assembly factor 2 (gene SDHAF2). Gene Ontology annotation, cellular component: mitochondrion. The record is from RefSeq and is a predicted model, not a curated record. Gene Ontology annotation, biological process: mitochondrial electron transport, succinate to ubiquinone; mitochondrial respiratory chain complex II assembly; tricarboxylic acid cycle. Lineage: Eukaryota; Metazoa; Chordata; Aves; Galliformes; Numididae.